GAUGGUUACUGGGGUCUUACAUCCAGCACGGGAUGUAAACCUUGUGACUGCGAUCCGGGCGGAUCUUAUGACAACUUUUGUGACGCUGUUACCGGACAGUGCCGUUGUAGACCUGGGAUUGAAGGAAGAAAAUGUGACCGUGUGAUUCCUGGGUACUACUAUGCCCUUUCUGAUAACCUCAAGUACGAAGCCGAGGACGCCAGAGAGAUUGGAGUGAGUAUAAAGCAUUUGAACAUAGGCGCAUGGAAAGAAAAAAGUUAGGGGGCUGAGAAAAAUUUGCUCAACCUAUUACAAAAUAUUCAGCGUCCUAUUCCAAGUAUCUGAUACAAUGUCUCUAUUUUCUAGAGAACAACGACCAAUCUGCUGGAACGACCUCAAGGUACUAAGGUUGUCUGGACAGAUGUUGGAAGUCAAAACAUCUCUGAAGGAAAUGGUGUUGAGUUUGUUGUGACGAAUGUUCCCUUCACUGGAAAUUAUAAAAUACUCAUGAGAUUCUAUCCAAAGGUGAGAUAA
Molecule: messenger RNA, 513 nt
Organism: Paramuricea clavata
Lineage: Eukaryota; Metazoa; Cnidaria; Anthozoa; Malacalcyonacea; Plexauridae
Source: the annotation of a GenBank genome assembly